Molecule: messenger RNA, 15053 nt
Organism: Paramormyrops kingsleyae
Lineage: Eukaryota; Metazoa; Chordata; Actinopteri; Osteoglossiformes; Mormyridae
Source: RefSeq, a predicted model, not a curated record
AUUCUGUCCUGUGGAUGGAUAAUAUACUUGACAUAUUACAACUCCCGGAAUAUUGGCCUCAUACUGACUCUGAUUAUCAACAGACUCUACAAACGUGGAUAUAUUCACAUAGGCUCGUUCUCCUUCUCCGUACUGUCAGGGAAGGUCAUGUUCCGGGACGUGUACUACAUCAACGAAGACAUGUCCAUCAGGAUCCAGGACGGCCUGCUGAUAUUUCGCUGGUGGAAAAUGUAUAACCCAAAUCAAAAAUUACAUGACCCAAAGGCUGAGACCAGACUGUACACGACUGUAAACGGGUUCGAGUUCCACGUCUACAACCGUUCGGGCCUGUACGCUCGGCUUCAGGACAUCUUUGGCCUGGAGCCGACGCUCGCACAGCCUAAGAAGGACGAGGAGAAGGGGAGAGAUGGUCAAGGGAAGACCCUUGAGAGCGUAACUAUCCAGACGGAGUCCCAAGAUGCUUCAUCCUCCUGGAGGUCACUCAUCCCAGUCAUCAAGGUCAACAUCAGCACUGGCCGCCUGGCCUUCGGGAACCACUACCUGCCGCAGACGCUGUGUGUCCACUUCGAUGACGCCUUCCUGACCUACGCCACCAAGCCUCCCUCCAGCCGGCUGGACCAGUUCAUGCACAUCGUGAAGGGCACGCUGGAGAACGUCCGCGUCAUGCUCAUGCCUAGCCCUCGCUACCUGGGCCUGCAGAAUGACGAGCCCCCAAGGCUCAUGGGAGAGGGAUUUGUGGUCAUGCAGUCCAACGAUGUGGACAUCUACUACUACAUGGAUGAGCCUGGCCUGGUCCCAGAGGAGCUGGAGAAUGGUGACGCAGAGGCCUGCGGUGAGGGCACCAAGCUACAGGACCUGCCGCCCUGCUGGGGCCUGGACAUCGUCUGCGGCAAGGGGACGGACUUCAACUAUGGGCCCUGGGCCGACCGGCAAAGGGACUGCCUGUGGAAGUUCUUCCUGCCUGCAGACUACCAGCCCAUGAAGGUGACGGAGAUGGCCGCCCCCGGGGAGCGCCGACAGAUCUUGGCCUUCGAGCUGCGCAUGAACAUCAUCGCUGACGCCACCAUCGACCUCCUGUUCACCAAAAACAGGGAAACCAACGCCAUCCACGUUAACGUGGGGGCAGGCUCCUACCUGGAGGUGAACAUCCCCAUGACGGUCGGAGAGGAUGGCUACUCCCCCACCAUCAAGGGCCAGCUGCUGCAUGUGGACACGACCAGCAGCAUGCAGUAUCGCACUCUGCUGGAGGCCGAGAUGCUCGCAUUCCAUGUCAACGCCAGUUACCCCCGCGUGUGGAACAUGCCCCAGUUCUGGCAGUGCGAAAUCGAGGUUUAUAAAGCCACCUACCACUUCAUCUACGCCCAGAAGAACUUCUUCACAGACCUGAUCCAAGACUGGGCCAGUGACAGCACCCCGGACAUCUACUCCUUCGUCCCCUACUCCUGGAAGUUCAAGGUCCUCUUCCACCAGUUUGAGAUGAUUUGGGCAGCAAAUCAGCACAACUGGGUGGAUUGCUCAACAAAGCACCAGGAGAAUGUGUACCUGGCUGCCUGCGGGGAGACGCUGAACAUCGACUUCACGCUUCCCUUCACCGAGUUCGUGCCCAACACGUGUAACACACGCUUCUCCCUGAGGGCCGAGGACACGGACUUGCACCUCGCUCUCCCUGAGUGCCACCCCAGCCGGUACCCACUCCUUACGCUGAUCAAAGGCUAUCAGGCUGGCAAGCCUGCCCCGGCAACUUGCGCUGCUGGCGAGGGCCAGACAGGGGUGCCGAAGGCCGAGAAGCCGCGCUGGAGGAAUAUCACCCAGGCUGAGGCUGGCUGGGUGGACUGCUGGUCCGUGCCCAAUUUCCUGCUGAUCAUCGACUACACCUGGCACCCCAUCUACCCACAGAAGGCCGACGAGCAGCUCAAGCAGUCGUUGUCGGAAAUGGAGGAGUCCAUGCUGUCGGUGUUGCGGCCCUCUCAGAAGACGGAGCCAGUGGCCCCGCCCCCUCUGAGCAGGAUCCCGGCCGACCCCUCUGAGCUGCCGCCGGACCGGCUGCACGUGGAGAUGGAGCUGUCCCCGGAUUCGCAGGUCACCCUCUACGGGCCCCUGCUCAAAGCCCUCGUCUCCGUCAAGGAGAACUACUUCGGCGAGGAUGACAUGUACACAGACUUCGAGGAGGCCGCCUCCAGCCCGGUGCUGUCCCACUCGCCCUCCUCCAGCUCGGGCUGGACGGCGCUGGGCAUGGACGAGAGCGGGCAGCGGGACGCGGACAGCCGGGCGGGUCACCCCCUGGCGCUGCGGCCCUGGGACAUCACCGUGCUCAUCAACCUGUACAAAGUUCACGCUCGGCUGCCCGUGCACUGCAGCACUGACGGACCUGACGGCCCCUCCGGCUUCCUCGAGAGGCUCUGCUUCGAACGCCAUCUGCUAAACGAGCUGGUGUCCCGUGGCGUGCCGUGCGAUAAUGGCGGCGUGAUCAAAUCCAUCUCCGGCUUGCUGGCAGUCUGCCUGCUGGCCCCGUGCAGCCGCCCGGCGGUUGACGGGCUUCUCCGCGAGGGACACCUGCGCCUGGCGGGACUGCAGAUGCGAGCCCACGCCAUGUUCUCAGCUGAGGGCCUCCCCAUGGACAGCGACACACUGGAAUAUGCCUGGCUCAUCGACCUGCAGGCAGCAGCUCUCACCGGCAAGGUCACCGUGCCUCAGUUGGCCAACCUGGCAGAGUGGGCUGGGCCCUUUCUGUUCCACGCGGUGUCCCGUGAGUUCCAGCUGGAGAGGCCCAAGCCCUCGCUGAUGUGCCAGCAUGGGGUGGACCAGCGCACCUGCGAUGCCAAGCUGGCCUCGCUGCCUGGACCCUGCCGUACCUCGGAGGAGCUGAAGUACACCAUGACCCGGCUGGCGGUGGACAGCACUGACCUGUUCCUUGUGGAGCACGGCUGCGCAGCCAGUAUCAAGACAAACGGCAUCCGUCUGGCCAACUGCAACCUGCACAACCAGGCAGUGGGCGAGGGCGUGAGUGCAGUGGUGCAGGAUGUGCAGCUGCGGCAGUACAUCGAGCAGCAGGACGGCGCCAGGCUCAGCCUGCAGCCUCCCCAGCUGCGGCGCCCCCUCUGGCUGGAGGCCGGCUCAGUGACCUUCGCUCUCCUGACGGCCGACAUUGCCCUGGCCGCCGACCACCCGGCCAAACACGAGGCACAGAGGCAGUUCCUGGAGCUGCAUGACGGCCGCACCAAGAGGCUAUGGUUCCUGUGGCCCGAGGACGUCCUGAGGAGCAAGCGCAGUCGUAACCGCUGCGGCUGCCUGGGCGGCUGCCGCUUCUUCGGGGGCACCGCCGUGGGUCUGGACUUCUUCCGCCUGGAGGACAUGACGCCCUCGAGCAGCUCAGCCUUCUCCAGCUCCAGCGCCGAGACGGACAUGUGCUACGGCCAGUCGCUGCUGCAGCCCGGCGAGUGGAUCGUCACCAAGGAGACGCCCAAGCUCGUCGACGCUUCGGGAAGGUGCAGCGGGGCGAGGAGGGAGGGCCCCUCACCAGCUUUGGAGCACGAGCAUAAGGUCCAGCACCUCAGCCUCCAGGUCCCCCGGAAUUCCCACAGCUCUGCCUCAUCCUCCGAGGACAACAGCUCCUCCAGUGCUGCGCUGCCCCUACUGGCCGCCGAGAGGGAUAGCCCCUCCCCGGGCCCUGAGGACCGGCCCCCACCGCCAUACCCUCCCCCUGUCAGACCCAACAGUGAGGCCGGUGCCGUCAAUGGGGAAGUUGCUGGAGAUCCUUCUGAGAGUACACCGGUCUCUCCCAACGGUGGCCAGGAGUGGGCGCCGCUGCGCUCGCCCCUCCGCUCACCGCUGAAGCGCCAGUCCUCCGUCCACUCGGCCCGCCUGGGCAGCACUAAGAGUCUGUCGGCGGCAGUGUUCGCGGACCGGCUGCCAGCGCCCACCGGCGUGCAGUUCAGCGGCGACGUCUCCCGCAGCGACGAGAACGUGCUGGACUCGCCGCGGCAACGUCGCAGCUACGGCUCCUUUCCAUUCACGCCGUCGGCCGACUCCAGCACCUUCCACCAGUAUCGCUCCAUGGACUCCAGCAUGUCCGUGGCUGACAGCGAGGCUUACUUCUCCGCUGCUGAGGAGUUCGAGCCCAUCAGCAGCGACGAGGGCCCCGGCACCUACCCGGGGAGGAAGAGGAAGAGGAGGCAGCAGAUCGGCUACAGUCGCAGCUCUAUCUACCACAGCGUGGAAGGACCCCUUGCCUACAUGCUCAAUGGCGAAAUGAUCAUGGAGCCCCGCCCCCUGCCCAUCCCCAGUCUCGCCUCCCAAGCGUCCUUCGUCUCUGCCUUGGGCAUCGAGGAAGAGGGUAACGUAGAAGUGGAGAAGACCCCUGAGCCAGGCCUGGUCACGUCCAAGCCUCACGUCAUGGCUUGCUACCAGAGCUACCUGGCCCACUAUCAGGUUUCCAACUGGUCGGUCAAGCAGCCCACCAAUAAGAGGACGUCAAAGUCCUCUCUGCACCGCCCACUCGACUUGGACACGCCCACCAGCGAGGAGAGCUCUGCUUCUUUUGACCAGCUCUCCAUUCCAGUGUUUAAGGUUCUCAGACCAGGCCUCUCCGCCAGUUCCCUGCUGGACAGAGGUGUCCAGCUAAUGGGAGGCUCAAAUAGCACACCGUACACGCCCCUGGAGAAAAAGUGUACGGAGACCACAGAUGAGGACACCACCACAGACGACUGGAGCCUGGACCAGCCGCUGACCCAGACCCGGACCACUGCCAUCGUGGAGGUGAAGGGAGCUGUCGACGUGGUGCUUACCCCGUUAGUGGCAGAAGCUCUGGACCGCUACAUCGAGGCGAUGGUCCACUUCGUGAGCAUCCGUCACCCAGCCGCAAUCCUGGAUGACCUUCACGGCCGGGUGCUGAACGAGGCCUAUCAAAUCAGCAAGUCCACAGUGUUAGACUCUAGUUCUGGGAAGCAUGAACACAAGUCAGCCAAGACGGAGGGCACCACCCUGGGCUCUUUGACAUCUCCUCCUGGCCAGACAGACCUGUCAGCCAAGCAAGACAACGUGAAGAUCAAGGGUCUGCAGGCUAAUGUGUCCAUCCCCAAGGUGAACCUUUGUCUGCUCCAGGCCUCUGUGGAGGAGGCCUCACUAUCCAGCUGCACCAAGAGCCUGACACACGUGUCCCUGGUAGCCCUGUGCUUUGACCGUGUCGCCAUGCAGCUGCGCAUGAACAGGGGCAUCGUGGAGGAGACGCCUAACGGCACUGAACAUGGACGACCCACGGUGACGUUCGAGAAGUAUUCCUCGGCCUCAAAGAUGCAGCCACAGUCCUCCGGGUCACUGCGCUCCAACGCUGGUGUGGAGAAGGGCAAGGAGAUCGCCGCCAAGCUCAACGUGCACCGAAUCCACGGGCAGCUGCGAGGCCUCGACGCCCCAGACAUUGGCACCUGCGCCAUCACGGCCAUCCCCUUCGAGAAAUCCAAGGUGCUCUUCAGCUUGGAGGAGCUGGACGAGCUGACCUACGUGGACGAGACGGACCCACAGGGCAACACCGACCCGACCCGCUCCAGCACCACCCUAGAAAAGUGGGGCUGGAUCAUGUUUGAGUGCGGUAUCGAGAACCUCACCAUCAAGGGGGGGCGCCAGUCUGGGGCCGUGCUGUACAGCGCCUUCAGCGUGAUGGGCAAGGCGGACGGCAACGGGAAGACGGGGUCCUCCAAGCCCAAUGGCUCCACCGGCUCCCAGCCGGGCAGCGGUUACAGCACCGAUGUGUCCGAGGACGACUUCCCACGCGACGCGACCAGCCCAUCGGACGACGUCAACGGCAACUCCGACUCGGAUGAGCAGGAUGAAGGGGUGGAGUCAGAUGAGCUGAAGAAGGACCUCCCCCUCAUGCCGCCGCCCCCCGACUCCAGCAGCAUGAAGCUGACCAUCAGGGAGAUCUGGUUCAGCUUCGCUGCACCCACCAACGUCCGCUCCCCCGCUCAGGCCUUCUCCAGGCAGCUGAACCUCCUGAGCACGGCCACACCCGGCAUCGGUGCUUGGCUCGUGCCCGUGGACCAGCUGAAGUCGUCCCUCUGCAAGCUGGACACCGAAUCCACGCUGCGCAUCUGUGCCGUCAUGGGCUGCAUCAUGACGGAGGCCCUAGAGAAGAAGAGCAUCCACAUCCCCAUCCGCAGCAAGUACAACCGAGUGAGCAAGCGGGCGCGGUACCUGCACGAGAGCCCGUCCUGCCUGCUCUGCAACAUCCUGCACCGUUACCUGCAGCAGGCCGACUACGGCGUCAUCGAGGAGGCCACCAUGAAUGACGGGCUGCCCGCUCUGGUGACUCUGAAGAAGGGGCUGGUGGCACUGGCUCGCCAGUGGAUGAAGUUCAUCGUGGUGACCCAGGGCUUUAAGGCAGUGGGGCUGAUGCGGCCCGCCCAGCCGCCCAAGCCCAGCGAGCCCUCACCCCAUCCUGACGGCGGGCCGGGCCUGCAGAGCGACACCAGCGCUGAUGGAGCCGAGUUUGAGUUUGAUGCAGCUGCAGUGAGUGAACACACCAUGCUGCUGGAAGGGGCCUGUAAUCGCCCUCCCCAAAGUGGGGGCAACUCUGGGCCUGUCAGUGGGGUGGAAAUUAUGAGAAAGCUCUCCAAGUCGCACACCCACAGCGAGUCUGCUCUCAGGAUCAAGGGCUCGCACCCGUACCAGUCCCUGAGCUACACCAGUGGCGACACCGCGGCCGACUCCCCAGCCCACGUGGGUCGGCCCCCGCCCCUGGCCCAGCCUAAGGACAGCCCCCGCAAGGAGAGCCUGCUCAGCUACCUGACGGGCAGCUUCCCCAGCCUGCACAAUCUACUGGAGGGCACACCACAAAGGAGCAGCUCUCUGACGCGCGGGGGUAGGCCGCAUGCCGGGGGGGAAUGGCCUGCAGGGGGCAGCUGGCACCUCAGCAUGCGCCGAGUGCCUCCCAGCCUUCGCCGCUUCGUCACGGCGCUAAAAGUUCAAGUGGUCUUCAAGCCCCUGCUUAGCCACACUGGCAUCCAAUCCCAGGACGCCACGCCGCUGAGUUACAAGAUGUACUUUGGCGAGCAUCUCUCCUUCUCUGGGACCCUGGAGUGCUUGCGGGCGGACAUUGUGGACUCAGACACUUCUAAAGAGAGGAAGCACAAGCGGUCCAGAAGGCCAGGAGCAGUGAACCUCCCUCCCCUGGAGUUCAAACCGGCUCUCAUGAUCGAGACGUUCAGCCUGAACACGGUGGCCAUGGAGAAGUCAAUGAGCACGCCACAGAACUCCACCAGCGCCCUUUCAUUUCACGACCUCAAUCGGCGCCACUACAACACCUUCCACUGUAAUUUCACCAUCUCCUGCCAGUCCAUCAGCCAGCACGUGGACAUGGCGCUGGUGCGCCUAGUGCACCAGUUCAGCACCAUGGUCGACGACAUCAAGGCCACGCAGACCGACAUCAAGCUGAGCCGCUACACAGCCGGCUCGGCCUCCCCCACACCAACCUUCAAAGCUCGCGCUCCACGUGACUUCCGCUCCUCUGACUUCAGCCGGAGCUCUCGCGGUAGCCUCAACGGCACCAUCCGGGCCGGCAACCUCAAGAACAAGCGUGGUGUUGCCGGGAUCAGUGGGCCUGGCCUGGACACGCUGGGCCGGAGGGAAGCUCGCGCCAGGGGCUCCCUGGGUCGCCCCGAGCGCCGGACCUCCAGGGUGUCGCGCAAGGGCUCCCGCGAUGCUGCCGACCACACUGCUGUUCAGAUGGAUGACUCCGACUCCAUCACCGUGUCAGAGCAGAGCGAGCCCUCGGCCGAGUGCUGGCAGAACAUGUACAAGCUACUCAACUUCUACUCUCUUAUCUCGGACCCCACGGGCAUCCUGGAGACUACUUCCCCCGAGAACUGCCUUGCAGAUGUUGGGCGUAGUCCAUCAGACGGCAACUGCCGCGUGGUCUUCGAGAACGAGCAGGAGCCGUCCAGCCCGGGCAGGCCAGGCCGGCGGCGCAGUGUUGGCAACACGGAGCCGCAGCACGUGACACUCAUCGUGUUCGGCGUGGGCAUGGUCAACCGCACCCACCUGGAGGCUGAUAUUGGCGGCCUGACCAUGGAGGCUGAGCUCAAGAAGAUUCAUGGCAGCUUCACACUGAAGGAGAAAAUGAAAGAUAUCUUGCAUCAGAAGAUGACGGAGACGUGCGCGUCUGCACACAUCGGGGGGGUGAACAUCGUUCUGCUGGAGGGCAUAACCCCGAACAUACAACUGGAGGAUUUCCCUACAUCUCCUACCAGCACAGAAAAACAAGAAUUUCUAACGGUGGUGAAGUGCAACAUCGCCAAGUCGCAGGCGCUGUACAGCGCGCAGCGCGGCAUCAAGACCAACAACGCGGCAGUGUGCAAGGUGGGCACCAUCAUCAUCAACAUCCCGCAGCAUCCCGCCACGCUGCACAGCAUGAUGGUCCGCAGCUCCCACCAGCUCUCCAAGCAGAUCUCGGACCUGAUCCGCCAGCCCGCUGCCGCGCCGCCGCCCAACCGGGAGGACACGUCCACCCCCCAGCAGUCAGACCGGACGUCGUCCAGCAUGAACCAGACGCCGGUGGAGGCCAACGAGUUCCCCCAACUGCCCGAGGGGCUGGAGAAGAAGCCCAUAGUACUGAAAUUCAGCGCCCUGCUGGACGGCAUCAGCAUCGGGGCGGCACUGCUGCCCUCGCUCAAGGCCGAGUACAAGAUGGGCCGCAUGAAGAGCCAUGGCAUGACCGGCGCCCAGACGCGGUUCACGUUCGAGCUGCCAAUCCACAAACUGAGGUUUGUGUCCAAGGUGUCCCCAGUGGACAUGUCCACCAUCCCUUCCUCAGCCACCCUCACCCUGCCACCGGUCACCAUGUCUGGGGAGUACAUCAUGGAGGAGCGGGAAAGCCAUCUAGACCAGUCCUGGGCUGCUGAUGAUUGCCCUGCCAAGCAGGGCAAUUAUCUCCAGGGCAACUAUCUCCGCUGUGAGGCAGAGAUCGGCUCAUUUGAGCACAACCUGACUACCGAUCUCCUCAACCACUUGGUAUUCUUGCAGAAGGUCUUCAUGAAGGAAGUGAAUGAAGUCAUCCAGAAAGUCUCAGGUGGAGAGCAACCCAUUCCCCUGUGGAACGAGCAUGACAUCUCAACAGAGGGCGACAAACCCAAGAUCCUCCUAUACUCACUCAACCUGAUGUUUAAAGGGAUCCAAAUGACAGCCACCACCCCUUCUAUGCGGGCGGUCCGCUUCGAGACAGGCCUGAUCGAAUUGGAGCUCUCCAACCGGAUUCAGAGCAAGGCCCAACCUGGCAGUAGCAGCUACCUCAAGCUCUUUGGGAAGUGCCAGGUGGACCUCAACCUCGCGCUGGGCCAGAUCGUCAAGCACCAGGUGUACGAGGAAGCCGGCUCGGACUUUCAUCAGGUGGCGUACUUCCGGACACGCAUCGGCCUGCGGAAUGCCCUGCAGGAGGAGAUCAGUUGUUCCUCAGACAAGGAGGCCGUGCUCAUCACCUUAAAUCGACCGAUUGUGUUUGCCCAGCCUGUGGCAUUCGACCGAGCCGUGCUCUUCUGGCUAAACUACAAGGCUGCAUACGACAACUGGAAUGAGCAGCGACUGGCGCUGAACAAGGACAUCCACGUGGCCACCAGGGAGGUGGUGGACAAGCUGCCUGGCAUCCAGCAGACCUCCGCCCAGGCCUUCAGCACCCUCUUCCUGCAGCUCACUGUCAACGAUCUGGGAAUAUGCCUGCCCAUCACCAGCACCUCUCAGGCCAAUCACAGCGUGGACUUCGACGCUGGUUCAGCCUUGGUGCUGACCAUCGAGAGCACGCUCAUCACCGCCUGCUCCUCAGAAUCGCUGGUCAGCAAGGGCCACUUCAAGAACUUCUGCAUCCGCUUCGCAGAGGGCUUUGAGACGUCCUGGGACGACUGGAAGCCCGAAGUGAGGGGAGACCUUGUAAUGAAUGCGUGUGUGGUUCCAGAUGGCACGUAUGAAGUAUGCUCCAGAACUACAGGCCAGGCAUCAGCAGAGAGCAGCAGCGCAGGAACCUGGACACUGAACGUCCUGUGGAAGAUGUGCGGCAUUGACGUCCACAUGGACCCCAACAUCGGCAAACGCCUCAACGCCCUUGGGAACACGCUGACCUCGCUGACCGGCGAGGAGGAAGUGGACGACAUUGCCGACCUCAGCUCUGUCAACAUGGCCGACCUGUCGGAUGAGGACGAGGCGGACGGCAUGUUCCCCCCUGUUCACACGGAACCCGUCGAUUACAGGCGGCAGGUCGCUCUGGGGAACCAGAUGGGUGAUGCACGAGGACGCAAGAUGACCAAGAGGCUCGUGGACAUCAGGGAGCUCAAUGAGCAGGCCAAGGUCAUCGACGACCUCAAGAAGCUGGGAGCAAGCGAGGGCACCAUUAACCAGGAAAUCCAGCGCUACCAGCAGCUGGAGUCAGUGGCGGUGAACGACAUCAGGAGGGACGUGAGGAAGAAGCUGAGAAGGUCCAGCAUGAGGGCUGCAUCUUUGAAGGACAAAUGGGGUCUGGGGUACAAGCCAAGUAACCGAUCAAAGAGCAUUUCCACCACUGGAAGGCCCCCUUUGAAGAAGAUGGAAAGGGCGAGCUCUCGAAUAGGAGAUGUGGAUGACCUGCCAGACAUCCGGGUGGAUGCCUCGUCUCCAGGUCCACGGGUCACCUUCAACAUUCAGGACACGUUUCCAGAGGAGUCCGAAAUGGACCUGUUGUCAGUCGCCAUCGACGAGCCCCCCCAUCCUCAUUUUUCGCCCAUUAGCGACGAGACGCAUUCCGUGUUCAGCGCCCCAGGCACCCCCGCUGUCUUCUCACCCAGCCUUCCAUUCCAGCCCGAGGAUAACAGGCAUGAUGACAGCCCCUCUUCCUCCUCCACCGACUCCGACAAGGACGAGGAGCUCGACAGAGAGAAACAGACCUGCUUCUACAGGAGGCCCUUACAGCCGUCCCGUAAAAAGUCGUCCGGCUUUGCGGCGGUGAGCCAGCUGUUCAGCGAGCGCUGGCCAGGAACGCCCACCAACCGGAGCGUGAUGAGCUCCGCCACGGAAAGGAACAUUGACUUUGAGCUGGACAUCCGCGUGGAGAUCGACAGUGGGAAGUGUGUGCUGCACCCCACCAUGGCCCAGCCCGAGCAUGAUGAGGUCUCCUUCAGGAGAAGCUGUGACCGAAACCUAAGGAGUCUGGAUCACGAAUCUCCACCAAAGAAGAAGAAGCUUCAGCCAGCCUGCACCUCCACAGUCCACCUGCUGGCUGGCAAGAAAGCGCCUUCUUCUCUGCAGACUAAAUCCACAGACUCCGAGAAUACCGUCUUCUACAUCCCUGGAGUGGAUGUGAAGCUGCACUACAAUUCAAAGACGCUGAAGACCGACUCGCCAAACGCCUCCCGUGGAUCCUCCCUGCCCAGGACGCUGUCGAAAGAGUCCAAGCUGUAUGGUAUGAAAGAUAGCAGCACUCCCAGUCCUCCCAGUCCUCCCAGUCCAGCCCAAAGCAAGACUAAUACACUCCUUCCUCCCCCUGCCCCAGCAAUUCCAUCAGCCAAAGGCAAAGGCAGUGGAGGUAUGAAGACGGCCAAGCUGUAUGCAUGGGUGGCCCUGCAGACAUUGCCUGAGGAGAUGGUGAUCAGCCCCUGCCUGCUGGACUUCCUGGAGAAGGCCUUGGAAACCAUCCCCAUCACGCCUGUGGAGAGGAACUAUACCGCCAUGAACUCUCAGGAUGAGGAUGUGGGCCCUUUUGAGCCAGUGGACGCCCUGGAGGAAUCGACCACUUCCCUGGUGUCCUCCUCAACAUCAGCCUACUCCUCUUUCCCGGUCGACGUUGUAGUUUACGUCCGAGUACAGCCUUCUCAGAUCCGCUUCAGCUGCCUGCCUAUGUCAAGGGUGGAAUGCAUGCUGAAGCUACCAUCCCUUGACUUGGUCUUCUCGUCCAAUCGCGGCGAGCUGGAGCUGCCUGGCUCUGUUCACCAGAACGAGGGACCCCACCCAACCCUUUCGGGGUCCCCGCUCGCCCACAGUGUCCUCAAAGUCUCCACUACCAAGGCUUCCUCCCCGGGGCUGGGCAGCCCCCUGGGCAGAAGCAGGCACAGCAGUAGCCAGUCGGACCUGACAGGACCCCCCAGCAACUCCUCCGGUCUCAGCUUCACAGCCUGCAUGUCCGACUUCUCGCUCUAUGUGUUCCAUCCGUAUGGGGCUGGCAAGCAGAAAUCGACAGUCGCCGGUCGACCCCCGGGACCCUUGGGCUCAGUAGAUGAGGAACCCUCCUCAGUGACUGGAAGAAAAGAUUCCCUCAGCAUCAACCUGGAGUUUGUGAAGGUCAGUCUGUCCAGGAUGCGCCGCACUGGAGGGCUCACUUUCAUCGAGAGCUUUGUCCCCUGCAAGGGGGGAAAAAUGGACGCCACCCUCAUUAACAUCUCAGCUGUGUGUGAUAUUGGCUCCGCCUCCUUGAAAUAUGACAUGAGGAGGCUGAGUGAGAUACUAGCCUUUCCCCGGGCUUGGUAUCGCCGGAGCAUCGCACGCCGCCUCUUCCUGGGGGACCAGACCAUCAACCUGCCAGCAUCAGGCCCGGCCACGCCCGACUCUGUAGAGAACGUGGCCCAGCACCUGUCGCCAGACUCCACACGGAAGGCCUACUGGCGGACCUGGGACCAAGCCAACCAGUCGUGCUCCUUCCAGCACAUGCCCCAGUCGCCGAGCGUGUUCGGGGAACAUUCCAGCAACAUGUCUCCCGGGCCGCUGGCCCACCUCAGAUCCCCCGCCGCCGCCCGCUCCCGCAGCGUCUCCGACUCUUCUGUGCCUAGGAGAGAUUCUGUCUCCAAGGUUGCCACGCCUUCCUUCAAUAGGAACAACAAGGUGGGUGCCCAGCAGGGGGCGCCGUGGGAGACGCUGGUGGUGUUUGCCAUCAACCUCAAGCAGCUCAAUGUGCAGAUGAACAUGAGCAACGUCAUGGGAAAUAACACGUGGACCACCAGCGGGCUGAAGAGCCAGGGCCGGCUGUCCGUGGGCAGCAACAGGGACCGGGAGAUCAGCAUGUCCGUGGGGCUGGGAAGGUCCCGGCUGGACUCCAAGGGAGGCGUGGUGGGGGGGAACAUCGACGUGAACACCCUGGAGAUGGUCUCUCAUAUCUCCGAGCACCCCAACCAGCAGCCCAGCCACAAGAUCCAGGUGACAAUGGGCUCCACCGAAGCUCGAGUCGACUACAUGGGCUCCAGCAUCCUCAUGGGCGUCUUCAGCAAUGCUGACCUUCAGCUGCAGGAUGAGUGGAAAGUCAACCUCUGCAACACCAUGGACACCAGCCUGUCAGAGAAAAGCGAGAUCUUUGUCCAUGGCGAUCUUCAGUGGGACAUCUUUCAAGUGAUCAUCUCCCGUUCCACCACACCCGACCUCAUCAAGAUUGGCGUGAAGCUACAAGAGUUCUUCACGCAGCAGUUUGACACCAGCAAGCGAGCUUUGUCCACAUGGAGUCCAGUCCCCUACAUGCCCCCCAAAGCCCCACCUGCCAGUGCUGAGAAGGGAAAUACUGAGAUGUACAUGGACGCGGCUCACCAUCGACACUGGCCCAACGUGUUGAAGGUCAUCGCCGGCUGCCACAUCUCACUCUUCCAGAUGCCCCUACCGGAGGAUGCCGUGCAACUGGGAGGCUCCAUGAGUCUCCACGGCAACCACAUGACUCUGGCCUGCUUUCAUGGUCCCAACUUUCGUGCUAAGUCCUGGGCAUUGUUUCAUUUAGAGGAGCCCAACAUCGCCUUCUGGACUGAGGCUCAAAAGAUAUGGGAAGAUGGAUCCAGCGACAACUCAACCUACAUUGUGCAGACCUUGGAUUUCCACCUUGGCCACAACACCAUGGUGACCAAACCUUGUGGAGCCUUGGAGAGCCCUAUGGCCACCAUCACCAAGAUCACCCGGCGGCGACAUGAGAACCCCCCACACGGGGUCGCCAGCAUCAAGGAAUGGUUCAGCUAUGUCACUGCCAUGAGAAAUGAAGAGCUGAACCUCCUGCGAAACGUGGAUGGCAGCGUCCCCCAGAGUAGCACGGCGGCGAAGACCUCCAGCCUGCUAAGCGGCUUCCGCGGCUCAUCCAGCUACAACCACGAGACAGAAACCAUCUUUGCCCUCCCCCGGAUGCAACUUGAUUUCAAGUCCAUCCACGUGCAGGACCCCGUUGAGCCCUCACUCACAGAUACCAGCAGCAGACCCAAGGUUGAGUGCAGUGUGGUGACGGAGUUCACGGACCACAUAUGUGUCACAAUGGAUGCUGAGCUUAUCAUGUUCCUGCAUGACCUGGUAUCAGCCUACCUGAAGGAGAAGGAGAAAGCGCUCUUUGCCCCACGGGCUUUUGCCACCCGCCCUGGUCAGAAGAGCCCCACCGCCCUCCAAGACGAAUCCUCCACGUCCACCUCUGACAGGGAGAGAGAGGAUGCUGUGAACUAUACCACUGUCGACUGGAGAGAGUUCAUGUGCAACACCUGGCAUCUGGAGCCUACCCUCAGGUUGAUAUCCUGGACUGGGCGAAAAAUUGACCCUGUUGGCGUGGACUACAUCCUACAGAAACUGGGCUUCCAUCACGCAAGGACAACCAUUCCCAAGUGGCUCCAGAGGGGGGUGAUGGAUCCCCUGGACAAAGUCCUCUCUGUUCUGAUCAAGAAGCUCGGCACGGCUCUGCAGGAUGAGAAGGAAAGGAAGGGAAGAGACAAGGAUGAACACUGACACAAAGACCUCAACAUUCCUACACAUUAACACACAACUUAAGCCUGAAUGUCAACUGUGAAAUCACUACUAUAUAAAUCCAAGUUUACAUCGACCUCUGAAUAUAUUUUUCAUUACUCUAGUGUAUGUUUUUCCACAAACACUACUAAGCACUGGACCAUGUGACUUUGACCAUCUGUAGAUGUUUACUAUAGUGCAUGCUGCCAUUUGACAGUGUUAUGUAUAUUUUGAACAAAAAAAGGUUAAAAUGAUCAGUUACUGCUUAAAGUUAAUUUCUAAAUGAUGUUCAAUAGACUAAUGUACAUAAAAUGUGUAUUGACUAAUGUGAAUUUAAAUGGUUCUGAUUUCUAACGUGCAUAAUAUAUGCGUUGCCAUUA